Amphibalanus amphitrite is the source of this 11017-nucleotide messenger RNA. Its product is annotated as mucin-17-like. Lineage: Eukaryota; Metazoa; Arthropoda; Thecostraca; Balanomorpha; Balanidae. The record is from RefSeq and is a predicted model, not a curated record. The annotation marks the transcript as partial. The transcript has a single exon.
AAGGCUAAUAUUCCAGCUGCUAAUGACGAUACGACUGACGUCCCAUCACCUUGUGUCGAGGUCACCAAUGUCCCCGCCUCAAAUGACCCAGCGAACGACAGUACGCAGCUAGAACUGGCCUCGGAUAAAUUAGCGGUCGACGGCCCGGCAGCAAACGUUGCAGAUGAAAAGACAACAGCCAGUGAUCUCAUUAACUCUGCAGCCACUGAUCUCAAGGGCACGGCGGCAAACGGGAAUGAAACGUCACAUGAGACGGAGCUUUCAAACGAGCAGCAGGCAGCUGGAGCCGCAAAAGAAAACGAUUCAAACCCUAACAAGACUUUUGACAUUGCAACUAAUGAGUCCCACAGCGAUACUGAGAAUAGCAGUGUCACUGAGGGACGCUCGCUCCCCGUGUCCGGAGAGGGUAGUGGCAAUUCGUCCGGCCCUGAACACGUGUCGGUGGUAGGGAACGCCGCGGCGCACCCGUCCGGUGCCGAGCGGCCCCUCAGCGCGGCCCCUAACGAGACAUCUGAGCCGGCCGAAAUGGCUCAUUCGAGCCCGCUAGCUCCUGCAGCUGAGCACGAACCUGUCCCUGCUGAGGGCGCCAGCCCGGCGGCCGGCGCGGACCACCGUCUGGCCGGCUCGGCGCCCGUGCUGACCGGUCAGACAGACGUGGCCGACCCCUCGGACACAGCAGCACCCGGCGCAAAAUGUGACGCGUCGUCGAUCGGUGAGCCGGGCCCGUCGGCGGCGGAGGUGUCCGCCGGUGGCGCCACCAGCACCGCGGACGGCGCCACCAGCACCCCAGCUCCGGCGGCCGCCGAGGAGCAGACGGCGACCGCCGGGCCUCGGCCCGAGGGAGGGGACCCGGCGGCCGGCGGGGAGCCUUCUGCAACCGCGCUGCCGACUGAGAGCGUGACAUCGGCAGGUCCGGGGUCGGAGCCGACCCUGGAGACGGCGGCACCGCCAUCGGUGUCUGAUCGGCCACCGUCCGACUCCGGAGGUCCGGGAGAAAGCCGGCAGUCGGGCGGCGAAACCCCGGCCGCCGGACCCGACCGGCAGCCGGCCGAGGGGGCGACGGCCGCCGACACGGCGCCAAAGCAUGCCAGCAAGGCGAGAAAGUCCAAGAAGAGAAGGAAGAAGGACGCGGCCAAGAAGUCGGCCAUAUCGGCGAGUGUGGAGAACAUUGCCGAUGCUGCUGUCACGAGUGAAACGGCUGAGCCAGCCGUCCAAACAACGAAGCCGGCGAAAGGAAAGGCAAGUAUCGCAAAGGAAAAACCGGUCGAGCAAUCCUCAAAACAAACAAAACCGGAUGAGCAAAAGGCCAAGAAAACAGCGAGCACUGCUGCGCCAUCAGCAAAAAGUAAACAAAGCAAGCGAAAAACAACUGCACCUGCUCGUGGUAAGAAAUGCGGAGAUGAUAAUGCUGUGGAUGAAACAAGUGCUUCGAAAGAAAGUUCAACAUUUUCUACAGCAGAGCGAACUAAAUCCGCUUCUGAGGAGAACAGUUCAAAACAGAACAGAUUAGAGGGACCCGAGGAGCCUCUCAGUCCCACACAACAGUCCAGCACUGCUUCAAAAGACACCGCUGUCACCGCCCUCCCUACCGCAGAGUGCAUCACCAACUCGCCCUUAGAAGAGGACCCACCUCAUACGGCUUUGCCUGUGUCAAAAGGACAGGCUGAACCACCCAUUUCAGCAUCAGAGGUCGCACCUGACAUCGACAGUACCGAGUUGAAAGGCUCAGAGGACCCGGCCCGCGGCCCCCUCAGUCACAUUCCACCUAGCAAUGAGACCCCGACAGUCGGUAUCGAGAGUGGGGGUGCACCGUCUAAAGACGGCUCUGAAUCUGCUGCACCGGAAAGCGCUGAACCAAAGGGGCCACUUAGUCCUGAACCAGUUAUCGAGCCCCCUGAAUCAGCCAGCCCCGUGAUUGACAGCUCUGAACAGCUGACAGCUCCCGCAUCUUCUGAAACCGGUAAUACUGAACCGGUCAAUUUAUCAGAAACGACAGAUACGACCGAACCCAAAAUGACGGAUCUGGUUGAAUCUGGUGAGUCUGGACGUCCCGACGAAAUCGCACAAAGCACAUUUUCACAGGAUGGCCAGGCUGAAAGCAAAGCAGCGAAAGCUGAGCCGAUCGAAGUCACGACACCGGAUAAAGACGAGAUUUUGACGGAAACUAAAUUAUCCGGAGCAAGUGGGACAGACGUUGAGUUCACCGGCUCAUGUGAAAAUCAGUUGCAGCCAGAAACUAAAACACCCGUUGAAACUGAACGCCCGGCAAACACUGCAAUAGCUGAGACAAAUGAGAAGCAGAGCGAAAUCAUAAUACCUCGUGAGACAGGGCCACUGGAAGAAAAAGAUGCUUCCAGCGAGUCUGGCCAAGCAGCCGAAAUCAGCAAACCGUGCGUUGACGGCGAUGGAGUGGCCUCAGCCAGUGUUUCUGAACAGACGUCUCCAACAGAGGAAAUCAAAUUACCGUCUGAAACGAAUGUCUUUGAAGCAGUCGAGGUGUCAGCAGAAAUCGAGCCAUCGAAAGAAGCGAAUGAGGUGAUUGAAAGCAAGGCAGUUGAUGACGUGAAAGCUCCUGAUGAUGUAUGUGAGAAGGAGGAUGAGCUGGGUGAAUUCACUUCUUCAGAAACUACCAAUGACCUUGCCGAAAAAGAUGAGCCUGAAAAUUACAUGCUGGACGUUGAAGCUGAUGCAGCUCAAGAAGUCGAAGCAGAGGAGGAAGUGGGGGAAUCGGUCGAGGCGGAGACAACCAACAAAAACAAUAGGCUUAUUGAAUCGACCACAACUGAUGAUAAUGCUCCGGCACUUGGCGUCAGUACAUCCGAGGAAGACUCGAAACCAGAAGAUACCAUGCCUGCUGCCGAUAAAAGGGCAUCGACGGAACGUAAUGUUACAGCUGAACUCGGAGAUUCGAAGGACAGUAUAGCUCCAGUCGAUGAAACUAAAGGGCUAAUUGAGGACGAGACAUCCACGGAGGACAAGGCGACCGAAGAAAAUGAGCGUCCUCAACCAUCCAAAGACGAAAAUGUACCGGAAGAAGAUGAUGAAUCGGAGACAACGAAUGUGACCGUUGAACCGAACGCGUCUAGUGAAAGCAAGGUCCUCGACGAAUCCAACGUAUCGGAUGAAAUCAAAGUAGCUGAAGACCCGAAGAUACUUCAGGGCAUUUCUGUGUCCGAGGAAAGCGAGGCAUCUGAAGAAACCAAUAUAUCUGAGGACAGCAAUGAAUCCGUUGAUACAGUGGUACUUGAGGAAACCAGGAAAUCGGAAGCCUCUGCCGUUUCUGUGGACGAAAAGGAAGGCGAUAAAACAUCAGCCACUGCUGAAGUCAUCGAGCCUGAGAAUAUCGACACACCAGUCAAGUGCGAUAUAUCUCAUGAAGAAGAUGCAAUGCCCCAAAACGAACCAUCUGUUGAAAACAAAACAUAUGCCGAGACGAAAAAUUCCGAGGAGAUGGGUGUCCAAGCUGAAGCAGCAGUAUCUGCAGAAAACGAUUCAUCGGUCGAAAAUAGAAAAGAAGAGGAUGCCAAGAUCAGAGCUACAGGCAAGGACAAGAAAUCAUUAGAUGAUGCUGACCCGGCUACCUCAGUCGAUGAGGCUGCCGCAUCUGAUGAUGCGCUCAGAACUGACAUUAUUCAGGAAAUCGAAGGUUCUACCGAGACAGUCUCUUGUGAAGAUGCAGUAUCAGUAGACGUCACUGAAGAAUCCGAUGGUGCCGAUGUUCCAGAUGAUAGCAAAGUCUCUGAGGACAAGGAGUCCCAGGUUAUAAAUGAGCUGCAGACGGAAGCUGAUAAAUGUGAAGAUGCCAAGUCGGUUCUAGAUUCUAAUGCAUGUUCCGAUGAUGAAACCCCCAUUGAAACGAUUUCACCCGAGGAAUCAAAAGAGACGGUCGGUAAUGUCGAAUCUGAGAAGUCGGACCACGCUGAAGAAAUAAAGGAGGUGAUAAGCGUUCAGACUGGUAACGAAACACAAAAAGCCGCUGAAACCAGGAUGCGAGUGGAAUCUCAAGCUCCUAACGAAACAGUGGUACUCGACAAAGCUGAGUCGCCUGUUGCCGAAUUUUCAGUUGAAGCGGCUCGCGAAGAUCACGACGUGCCUGGGAAAAUGGAUGUGCUAGCAGAGGAUGAUUCGAUCGAAACCAAUACGGAUGAUUCAAAGGAGUCGAACAAAAACGACGACGAUAAAAGCACCGAGGAGUUGGUCGAAGCUAAGAAGGCCGUCGAAAUUGAGCCCUCUACGGACCAUGACGAUUCGACCGAAUGCAAAGAAACUGAGAAAACUGAGCGUUCGAUUGAAACUGAUGGAUCAGCAGCCGCCCAGGCGCCGGUGACAGCCACAUCAUCUGAAGGAGAGCCCUCUGAGGAAGUUGUUUCCAAAGAACUCACGGAAUCUGUCGAGGCCAUUACAUCAACAGAAACGAAGGAAACAUCAGAGGAAACGUCGACACCAGAGAAACCAACCUCCGAAAUUACCGCUCCAGACGCGACCGAUUCUCUGUCAUUAGACGCUGGACAUUCAGAGGACAAAAUAACCGUCGAGACGAAAGCGUCUGAAACGGACACUGCGGGUGAGGAUUCAGCACCACCACAAAUCAUGCCUGUGGUCGAAUGUGAGACUUCUGUGUCGGGAACGCACGGAGAAGUCCUUUCAGUGGAGGCCAAAGCUGCGGUGGAAUCGACAACGCCACUGGAGUCCGAGGUCCCUCUCGAAACAACGGCGAGAGCGGAAACAAAACCACCCCUGGAAACUGCUGCGCAGUCUGAAUUAGAGUCCCUGGACAAAACGGAGACGGUUUCAGAAACCAACGCAUUGGAUGGUGAAAUAUUCUCUGAAGAAGCUUCGGUUGAUGUUACGGUAACAGAAGAAGCUAAUAAGUCAACAAAUAGCGAGUCAUUGCCAGAGGCUGAAAUGCCCGUUAAAGCUUCAGCUGGCGAGGAAACUGAAGGACCAGUUGAAAACAAACCUCCGGCGGGAGCUGAGACGUCUGUCGAAGCCACGGUAACCGAGGAAACUGAAACACAAGUCGAAACGGUGUCAGUUGCAGACGUUGAACCAGCAGCUGACACUGAGGAAACGAUGGAAACUGUGAACCAAUCCGAAACUACGGUAACCGAGAAAACUGAAACGCCAGUCGAGACUGUGACAACUCCGGCUUCUGAAGCACCAGAUGAAAUUAUGGAAACGAUGGAGACUGCACAACCAUCUGAAACUGUGGAAACCGUGGAGGCUGAAACGCCAGUUGAAACUGUGAAACCAGCAGAAACUGUGGAAAUGGUAGACGCUGAAACACCGGUUGAAACUGUUGAAAAUGAGACGCCAUCUGAAAUCACAGUUCCUCCGACGUGUGCGGUGGAACCAGCGGUUUCCGUCCAAACUGAAACGCCAGUGGAAACUGCGGUUGCAGCACAACCCGAGCCGUCUGGCGAAACCAAGGCGACAUCCGAAACUGAAAAGCCAGUUGAAACUGUACUGCCAUUGGCAGCUGAAAUUUCAGUUGAAACCGCGAUACCGCUUAAAACUGAGACACCAGUUGACCCAAAUAUCUCAGCUGUAACUGAAACAACCCCUGAGGCUUUGACGUCGUCAUAUAAUGGGACCACGGUCGAAACUAUGACGACAGCCGAAACUGAAGAUGCACACGAAACCACUCAGCCUGUAGAAACUGAAAUACCGAUCGAAGCCGCCGAAUUAACGGAAACUGAUGUGUCAAUCGAAACUAUGGAACGGCUUGAGGCUGAAACACCAGCCGAACUCACGGCACCGAUUGAAUCUGAGACGUCGGUCGAGCCUGUGUCUGCGGUAGUGGAAUCUGUCCAACCCACGAUUGAAGCUGAAAGUGAGAAACCGAUUGAAAAAUCAACAGUGCCAACAGAUAGCAAAACAUCGGAAGAAAUUGCAGUAUCUACUGAAACAAAUACGACCGACACAUCUGUCGAAACCACGGUUCAAGUGGAAGCCGAGGCACCGGUCCAAAACACGGUAGAUCAGAAAACCGAGAGCCCAAUCAAACCUUCUUUGCCAGAAGAGUCCACCGUUCAGACAGAACCAGCAAUAGCUGAGCCCGACGCGAAGUCAGAAGCAGACUUAUCUCAAGCAGCAACAGCAGGUGCAACUGCGCCAACAGCUAUCACGAGUGCAUCGGAAAUUGCAGCGGCAUGUUCGCUUUCUGUGGAAGCGGAGACACCUGAUAACGUCGCACCAUCAGAAGAAAUCCCAGAGACCAUUGUCCCAUCAACUGACAAAGAUGCAUUGGUGGAAUCAAGCCCACCGGUUGAACAUGAAAUGGCUGACGAUACUUUCGUAUCAGAAGCUGCAGUUGUAGAUAAAAACAAUGCUACAACAGUGACUGAGAUGUCAACGGAGGACGGCUCUUCAGAAACAGAGACAUCAUUUAUUUCAACUGUGUCGUCAGAAACCGAAGACUCCAUAAAAACUACGAUAUCUGUGGAAGCCAACGAGGAACAAUCGCCAGUCGUUGAGAGUCAGCUGCCUGCUGAAGGCACAAUAGGGGAAGGAUCACCUGAAGACAGCACAAUGACAACUAAAGCUGCCGUGCCGACUGAAACUGAUGCUCCGUCUGUAAUCCAAACGGACACGGCCGUACCUGGAGACUCCAGUGUUUCACCCAUUAAAACCGCGGCGUCAGAUAGUACAAAGACGGAAUUGGUAACCACUGAACAGACGAAAACCGUCUCCGACACCGACGAGCUCGCGCCAGCUCAACAAGUGCCGACAGAGCUCGGCCCGACAGAUGUGACAGCAGUCAGUGGUGACGUGUCGGACGUCUGCGCACCUGUGGACUCCACCGAAACUCCGCCUGCGGACUCCGCCGGCACUCCGCCUGCGGACACCACCGACACUCCGUCUGUUGACACCGCCGACACGGCCGCCCGCUCAGGUGGGCGGGACCCAGCACCAGCUGAUUCGGUUCCCGAGCCGACGGCGGCCGGCGCGAGCGGGCCGCCGGCUCCCAGCGAGCCCAUGGUCACGCAAACCGGUCCUGACCAGACCCCUGCCGCUUCUGGCCAGGGCCCUGGCGCUCCUGAGUCAUUAGACCGCGGCCCGCAGGUCGGUAAAAAUCCGCACAAUGGAGUGGCGGGUGCGGCCGCCGCGCCGGGCGGCAUCACGCCGGAUUCUGCAGAGCAGACUCUGCUGGGCGAGGGAGGAGCGGCCGGUGCGGGCGGGGCGGCUUGCAGAGGUGACCGACCCGAGGGCGCCAGUGCCGCACCUGGCCGGGCCGCCUCUCCCCGUGCCGCGGCGGCGACGCCCGCCGGUGACUCGCCGGGCGUGAACCCGCAGCCGGACAGAGCCGGCGAGCCGAUCGGGGCCGACAGUCGGCCGGAAAACGGCGUCGAGCCCGCGCGCACGGCGGCAGCCCGCGACGCGACCGAGGCCAGCACCGGCGGCGGCGCCGCGGGCGGUGCCGGCGGCGGCGGUGGGCGGCCGGCGGCCGAGGCGGACGCGGCGGCUCGCGGCUUUGUCAGUGUGGUGGCCGUGGGUGCGGCCGGCAGUACGGUGGUGCACACGGCCGGUGCCGCUCCCGUCACUGUCACCACGGCGGCGGACGGAGAGCGGCCGGCAGCGGCCAGCGUGGCCAGCGUGGAGGUGACAGACGCGGCGGGCGGUGGCGGGAGCGGCACGGAGCCGCCGCCGCCGCCCCGUGAGCAGGAGGUGGACCUGGUGGCGCCCAGCUCGGAGGAGGUCGAAGUGGUCACCGAUGAGAAGACCAACUCAGUGCUGGUGGCCAGCGGGGCCAGAGACGACGCCGACCGGCUGUGUGAGGCUGUAGAGAGUGCAGUGCAGACGCGAGAUGAGGUGAUACACAUGAAGGUGGGCAGUGGGGCGCCGCCGGAGUCCACCUCGCGGCUGGCGGACUAUUUCGCCGGCUUGGAGACCCCAGUGCCGGCCGGAGAGCGCCGCUCGCGCACGCCGGAGGUGCGACACCGCUCCUCUCCAGAAACAGCCGCCAGUGCUGACGCCAAAGACGACUUCGAUGACGGGUUUGACUUCGGCGGUGGAGAAGGCGAGGAGUAUCCGUCCAUCGGCUACGACCACUUCGACUCUGACGAGCGCUACUCCGUGGAGGAGCACGAGUCGCUCAGCGACGCGUCUCAGGAGGAGCAGUACACCGAGGAGGACCUCCGCGGCUUCGGCCAGCCCCUGGAUUUCACCCUUAGCACCAUCCUCGAGGAAAGCUGCGAGGAGAGUGACAUGGACGAGAAGGAAGCUCGUGCCGCCGCUGCUGCCGAGAACGUGGCUUCCGCAGACCCGUCCGAGCUUGAGAAAUAUUUCUUCUUUGAGCUGGGAGCCGGUGAACUGGAGCCCCCACGCAUCGGCAACGAGGAGAGUGAGUGCAGCACUGAGUUCCUGGGGACGGAGAGCGACAUGUCCCUUUCCAUGUCGUCGCAGUUCAGUGAGAUCACGACUGACACUGACAGCACCGAGGUCGACCCGGUGGAGAAGGCCGCUGCCCGCUACCAGGGCCAUGGCAACCCGCUGUUCCGUAACGAGUCGCUGCGCUCAGUGGACUCUGAGGUACAAACGGACGGCAGUGGCAGCGUUGGCAGUGACUCGGAGGGUCAGCCGUCACCGGAGCAGCGGCGGAAGAAGGUGCCACGGGCUCGGUUCCGAGCGCAGUCUGGCGACCUGGUAGGCAGCGGGGGCGAGGCGUCCGGCCGUGAGAUCUCGGACAAGAGUGACGGCACGUCCAGUGACGAGGACCUUCCCCAGGACCCCAGUGAUGAGACCGCGUUUGAGAAGAGCGAUGGUCAGUUCGACACGAUCAAGCGUCGGAAGAAAAAGAAGGCGCCAUCGGCAGCGGCGAUAGCUGCAGCUGCUGCUGCGGCAGUGAAGGACCGUGACACAGUGUCCGAGAAAACACGCACAGCUUCGGGGGAGCUACCGACCCACCCACGCCUUCAGACAGUCGCCGUCGCCGCUGACGCAACCUCUGGGGGUGUUGCACGUGACUCCAUUCUACCUCAGCUUGAGAAGACGGGCGAAGCGCGUCAGAGUCGCGACAGCGGAUUCCUGGGCAGCUCGGACGACCUGCUGAAGGAGUCGCCGGCCGCGCGAGAAGGCACCGAAAUCCAUCAGGAGACAGCUGCAAGCCGCCCUGUCCCCGACUCUUCUGAUGAGGAGGCACUGCAAUCCAGCUCCACCACAGUCUCACAGCGCAGCACAUCAGGAGAGGAGGGGGCAACUGGGGGCCGCCGCUCGGCGACACCCAAAGCCGGGCCCUCACGCGACCGACUAACAGCCUCUCCGGCAGCCGGCUCGCCCGGACGCUCCCCAGCCUCCAAAACGCGCAACAAAGUGAUACGCAAGGACUCGUUCAACAACUGGAGUUCGGACGAGGAGACUAAUAUCCUGAUGGGCAGACUACGACAGUUCUUCCGUGCCAACAUCCUGACUCCGAGACCGGCAGCGCCCAGCGCCACCCCGGCGGCCAAGCCGGCGCAGCUGCUCUCGUUCGAGAACGAGCUGACGCGAAUGAUGAAGAGCGUCCCCGGAAUCAACGAGGCGCAGGUGCGGGAGAUUGUUGAGUACCUCAGCAGCGAGGAUACGUGGAGUGAUUCUUACGACAGCUCUGACUAUACGAGCAGCGACUUUGAGGGCGCUUACGGCACCUUCAAUCCCGGCCAACCGGACUUUAUAUCUCAAAUCCAGCAGCAGUUUUCACAUCAGAUGACGCACAAGUACAGCCCGGCGCCUCCUCCACCACCGACGGUGCCGUCGGUGGGCGCGAAGGCCAACCCUGCCGACGCUGUGGCUAUGUACGACCAGAUGCUGGGCAGUCUGCGGGGACUCUCACAGGAGGCGGCGCCGCCCCAGCCGCAACCUCCACAGCCGCCAGUGCCCGCCUCGCCGCCGAUGCUGGCCAAGGUGAUGCAGCAUGUCGGCGACCGACUGGUGGCGCUCAUGCAUGAGGUCUCGAGCGGUGGCGACUCUACCUCCCUCAGCGAUCACUCGCCGAACCUGAGUGCGCGUCUGCCGCGCUCACGCGACUUCUUUUCCGAGUCUCCGUACACGUCUAGUCCAAAGGUUCGCCGUCCGACGGCGGUGGCGGCGGCCGUCUCUAAUCCUGACCUGACUCCGGGUCACUCCCCGGGCGCGCCCCGCUCUAGCUACCACCUGCUCAAGACGGCGCCUCCGGCUGCCUCGGACGACAACAUCCUGGCCUCGCUGGAGACGGCCUCCUCACCAACUGGGCCUCGGAAGUCAGUCGGCUCAGCGGGCAGCACCGGGUCCAUCGACUUCAACCGCAUCCUGCGAGACAGCAAGCGCAAGAAGAAGAAGGAGUUUGACUCUUGUCACAACCUGGUGGAAGGUCGCAGCGAGAAGGACGUCGAGGAGGGCGAGCCGACGCUGGGCCGUGCCGAGGAUAAGUGGACGCGUCUCAGCGGAAGGGUAAAAUCUGAGGGUGACGUAAGCGUCAAGUCGUGCGGCACUGGCAGCACCCUGACCAUCGGCCGGCCGCGGAGCUCCGAGUUCUCCUCCUCCGAGCAGGUGGACUCAGACUCGACCCUGCGAGCAGCGGACAGCUACGAGAAACACCUGGGCCAGCGGACCACUCCGCGCUGGUUCAGCAGUCGCUCUAGUCUCGGAAGCAAGAACUCGCUCAACACCUCCCUCAGCAGUGAGACCAUCACGGCUCGCCCUGAGGCGUCCGACAGUGAGCCUGAGGACAAGAAGUCGCGCCGUUUCUUGUUCAACUACAAACGUCGCAGCAGUGUGCCGGACACGAGUGCCGCCGAGCCGGGUGAGGCAGAGCGUUCGACCACGCUGCCGCGUUCUACCACAGUCAGUGGCAGCACGGACGCGCUGCCGGCGCAGAGCUCGCUCUCGCUGCCGCGCAGCCGCGUCACGUCGCCCCACAAGGCGGUCCACCUGGGCGUAUCCAGCCUGGCGGCCGACUCUGUGCGCUCGGCGCGCUACCGAGCGCCCGGAUACCGCCAGGUGGGACCAACGUCACGGAGGGCGCUUCUCGGCGCCCGGAGGUCGUCUUGGUCACACAAAG